Messenger RNA from Lytechinus variegatus (green sea urchin), 4662 nucleotides. RefSeq names its product histone-lysine N-methyltransferase PRDM9-like. The transcript has 7 exons. Gene Ontology annotation, molecular function: protein binding. Gene Ontology annotation, cellular component: nucleus. Lineage: Eukaryota; Metazoa; Echinodermata; Echinoidea; Temnopleuroida; Toxopneustidae. The record is from RefSeq and is a predicted model, not a curated record. The coding region runs from base 1602 to 3734 and encodes 710 amino acids.
GUAGUGUUCAGUUGCUUGAUUCCAGGCUGUGGGGAAGCUAAAGUGGCACGUUUGUUGGGACUUGCCAAAGUGCUUCCAAGAGUUCCCAACUGAUGAGUACCCUCGUCCUUUCCUCAGUGAUAUGCGGGUUGAAUGUCUGGAGGAAAUAGCAAAGUGCUUGACUGGCACUAGGUCUCUGGACACUCUCUGCCAAUAUAUGGAUCAGGAGUGAACGGGACCAAUUGGAGUAGUCGCUCCAAGGGGGCAGGUGGAGAUUGUUGCCUUAGCUAGAAAUAGGGGUUGGGAGUGUUUGAUACCUAUUAGCCUACGGCCACUGAGUUCCUGAGCAGCCCUCAUUCAUUGGAGGGUACUUGGCUUUGGAAGACUCAGUCCCAGGGACCAAGCAGGUUUGCUAGAGGUGGUUCAUGAACCUGGGGCACAAGAGCUCCCUGCAGUAGCCAGUAAGCCAGAGGAGGAACCAGAGGCUAUGGAUGAGCCUUUCACUAGGGUUUGCAUUCACUUUGUUUAAGAGUAGACUUCUGAAGUUAUCAUUGACACAAAUUUGGUCUUCACUCAAUUGGUCUAUCAAGUACUCGUUUGAAAUUCACUUCACAUUAGUGGAUAAUGCAGUUGGUUCCUAAUAGUGUCAAUACUGACUCGUAUUGUUCUGGAGAAUGGUCUCGAAGGAUGGGUCUACCCAUGAGUAUUAGAUCUGGUGUAUUGGAACGCAGAUCAUGGAUCCCUGCAUCCAGCAUAUCUUUGGAAUAUGAAAUAUCAAUUAUAUCUAAGAAUACCUCUAUACAGAAGCUAUGAAUUUAUAUGUUCAAAUGGUGUUGGAUGUAUUCACACAGAGACUAAUACCCACUUUUUAAGCCUAUUUAUCCUUUAUUUGAAUUCCAAAAUUGUCUGAUAGUCCGAUUGAUAUUUUUUUCAGUUCCGAUGUCUGUGUGACAGAGAAGAUUGUGAAAUUACAGAAGAGGCAGAUGAAGAUUACUUUUGUCCGAGAUUUGUUCGAGGUUUUAACAUUUGCAUCUUCACCGUUUUUUGUUUUGUCAGGCUGUGCAUUUAACACUCUCACAUUAUUCCAGGAGGCGAGGAGCUAUUUCAUAUUUCUGUCUUCUGACUGGUGUGAUAUUUGCGUUUCUGUGAAUCUACUUAUCGAAAUCAUGGCACUAAGAUAUCGUCAGUCAUACUCUGAAAGGGGCAUUUUACAUAAUGAUUUUAUUUACCCAGCUCAUGAAAGAGUAAGAGAAGCCACAUUAUUAGGCUACCUAGUGCACCCCUACUACUUGGUUACGACUGAUUACGAAGUUUCGAGGAGUGAGUUUGAAAUAACUGUCGACGGGCAGUAUGACAUUGCAUUUGACCAGAAUGAUUGGAGGUGGAUUAUGUGCCUUCAGUAUUAUAUCCUCCGUUCGACGUUUCUUACCCAUGAGUGGAUAAUGGAGCACAUUCCGAAUGUCGAAAGAACUCGUGAUGUGCCGGCGUAUGGUGCGCAGAGAUGGCACCGCCCAAUAGUCAGGGAUCUGCAGCACUGGCACCCUGAUGAUGAGAUACCUGCACCUAGGAGGUCCAAAUACAAGAUUAAGACGUCAUCCAAUGACAAUAGACCUCCAUGAACCAUGGACGGUAAUUACCCACCGGGUUUCUACUGCCCAGAAAGAAACCAACAAGAAAGACAUUCCCAACAACAUCAACAACAUGUUACUCCCUACCCUAUGGAUCUACCUUAUCACCCAACCUCACAACAUCAACCUGAGUUUGCUGUAGAUCAACCUCUUCGACCAUUCCCUGCUCCACACACUGGCCCUGGGCUUUCAAUGUUGAGCUCAAUAUAUCAUGAUUCAACUGCAGUGCCUCCAAAUGCAGGGACUGGUACUAUUCACGAAGUUCAUAAUCAGCUGCCACCGAGAGGUCAAAAGAUCAAAUCAACAACUCAAUCAGCAACUUAUGCCCCACUUCUUACAUCUCCUAGAUCUCUUCCAGAAAGCACAACACAAGAUGAAACGUCCAAUCCACCAACUGCUGCUCCUUCCAAACAAGUCCAGUCAAGGAAGCAGAGAAAGGCAGAUGGGCCAAGAAUUGUAUCGUUGUCAACCCCAGAACUACCGCAGAGUCUUGCUUUUAAAUGUUUACCUGAAGGUGUGGUUGAGGGCGUCCUUGCCAAGGGUAGGAUAGAGAAAGGUUCUGAGUUCGGACCGUACACAGGAUCGUUGAUGAGUGAAGAACAAGGUUUGAUGAAGGAAUCUACAUGGGAGGUUUGCGUGUCUGGUCAAGUAUUCUUCUACCUCGAUGGACGUAAAACCUGGAUGUCUCAUGUAAGAUGCGCACAGAGUGAAGAAGAACAGAACAUGGAAGCCUAUCAAUUCUAUGGUGAAAUCUACUUCAGAAGCACAAGGAUUAUUGAACCAGGAAGUGAACUUAAGGUCUUCUACAACGCAGAAUAUGCCAAGCGUGUUGGAAUCCAUACUAAAUUGAAUGAACUCCGAUUCAACAAGGAUGCACAGAAAUUUGAAUGCAGCUUGUGCAAGGAUCUGUUCACAUCUGCUAAACUAGUCCUUAGACACACACGAUAUGAACACUCCCGGGUACCAAGGGAAGAACUGUUUCCCAUAGUGAUUUGGAAAAGGAGAAAGCUGAAACAAUCUGAACCUCAGACAUGCACAUCUCUAAAGGAUUCAACGAUAACUAACGUUACCAAAGCGGGAGAUGCUGAAUUCAGUUGUGGAACGUGUGAGAAGUCUUUUUCAAAUGUUGGCAAGCUCAGGGAGCAUGAGUCAUUUCAUAAAUUCAACGAGGGUCACGUGUGUACCAUUUGUGACAAGAAGGAAACAAAUUUCUGGACGCUUGCGAAACACAUGAAGACGCACGAACCAGAGGGGAUGAAGUUCAAGUGCAAGGAAUGUAAUCAAAUCUACAACAGGAAGUCUGCACUGCGACAGCACCUGAGUGAGUUCCACGGUCAUCGGUGCCGCAUCUGUUUGGCCAAGCUGACGCCUUGUGAGAAACACAAGAAAACACAGCAAGCUUCAACCAAGAAUGGACCUCACGCAGGAAAGACAUUGGUGGUGUCUUCAGCCCCUGAAGAACCCAAGGAUAUGCUUGGCAAAACCACCAAUUACUACGAACGUCCUUUUAAGUGUCGAUAUUGUUCAAAUCGGUACAGUACUCGCAAUAGUGUGAAGGCGCACGAGAGAGAGCAGCACACCGGCGAUCUCUUCUUCAAGUGCCCUCAUUGUGAAAAGGUCUUUGGUCGGGAGUACCGGCUUAUAGAUCAUCUGCGAACCCAUGAGGAGAAUCGUAUGUAUCGCUGCACUCUCUGUCCCAGAACCUUCGCAUCGGAGAGCGCCCUCAACAACCACCAAGGUGAACAUAAUGGAUUGAAACCUUUCAAGUGUGAAAUCUGCGGCCGUGGAUUCCGGCUGAAGAGUGUUUAUCAUGCUCAUAAGCGGCGUAUGCAUCGGGAGAAUCCUCUGCGUUUCUUCUGCUCUGUCUGCAACAAAGGAUUUUCAAACAAGGGGAAUUUCACGAUACAUGAACGUCGUCAUAAAGGCAUCCGACCUUUUGUCUGCUUAGAAUGUGGGAAAAGUUUCACGGCAAAGCAUUGUCUUAACACUCACAUUAAGGCAAUGCAUACAGAGGAGAAAGCGUUUUCAUGUAACAUCUGUGGAAAGACUUUCUCGUUAAAUCAGAACUAUACGUAUCACAUGUUCAAACAUAAAGAACAGGGAGAUGUAAGCAGUACGAAAGCAUAGAUGAAUGUACAUAAAAGCAGCAAAUAUUUAAGAAAUAGAUAUAUUGUAAGCAAUCGUGAUUUUAGGGCUUUUUUGCUGACUUACAUGUAAAAACAAUUUGACAACUGAAUAUUGUAUCAUUCAAAUCAGUCUAGGCUAGCAAAUAAGUUAGGCAGAUCUGGUAUUGAUCACUUGUAUGUAUGCGGCAGCAUAGUGAAAUCUUUGCCUCCACCAUUGCCAAAUUUGAAUAUAUCAUGCAUAUUUUAACUCUGAAAUUUUCAAAUGAUUGGGAAUGCAUUAUGCAAUUGUUUCGUAACUCUUGAAUAGAUUUUAUUGUACACUAUGCUUUAGGGGCAUGUCUGAUAUUUGUAUCUAGAGUAAAGAAAAGCAGUGCAAUGGACGAUCUGUAAAUGAACUCAAGUGAAAUUAUGAUCAAUAAUGAAUAUGAUGGUUCCUAAUUCUAGAGCACCUUUUCCUUAAGAUGCAAAGUAAUUUGAGAUGGCAUCCCAGGGGGGUGUUUCACAAAGAUUUAAUUAUGACUUAAAUCGCACUUAAAUGCUGACGCGUAUCUGAAACGCAACGCGCAAUCUAAUUGAUCAAUAAACAGUAGUGCACAUAAUCUUGGCAUGAUCUGACCGAUGCAGUUGUGCCUUUUAUAACGCACGCAACUAGGCAUAAAGUGCGACUCAAAGUCAUACUUAAAUCUUUGUGAAACACCCCCCUGAACAGCAUAGGAUAUAGAAUAUACAUGUAUACAAAUUACCAGGCGCUGAUAUAAGAUGUUAGUAGGCUAUUAUUCUCUCUCAAGUCCAAUGCAUACAUGAUCAGGAUAUUAGAAAAGGUUGGUAAGGAUUCAAGAUGAGGAGGGACCUUAUUCCACAGACUGGGGCCUAUAUUACAAAGAGUUGCAAUUGAUCUGAUCAAUCGCAUCAAUGGAAAGCCAGCAAAG